This is a messenger RNA of Cynara cardunculus var. scolymus (artichoke), 1836 nucleotides long. RefSeq lists its product as uncharacterized. NCBI's taxonomy places the organism in Eukaryota, Viridiplantae, Streptophyta, Magnoliopsida, Asterales, Asteraceae. Gene Ontology annotation, molecular function: protein binding. The record is from RefSeq and is a predicted model, not a curated record. Bases 1 to 1836 code for a protein of 611 amino acids. The transcript has 5 exons.
AUGGCCUCGUCUUCCAGUAAAUACCCACACCCAAUUUACAUGGAUUUAAACUUUAACUACAUCCUCAAACUCGAUGGGUACAAUGCUGAUGGUUGGAAAAUAUUCAUGUACGGGUUACUUAAAAACAAUGGCGUCAUUGGCUACAUUGACGGCAGCAUUGAGCCACCACCGGAAGGUAAUCCAGAUUACGCAGAGUGGAAAGAGAUAGACAAUACUGUGCGAGAUUUGAUCAUCUCAGCAAUAGGAGACGACUACCUAAAAAAGAAUUCUUGUUUAAUCACCACAUCGAAGACGGCUAAAGAUUUGUGGGCUUUAAUUGACAAAACGGUUUUGCUUGCAAAACCUUCUGCGAAGAUGACUCACACCGAUCGAUGGUCAAACAAAGCAGAAAUGAGAUCACAUUAUCUUCCUUAUUUGCCGCUACACAAGGCUGCUGUCAAAGGAGACAUGAAGACCUUAGAUGAGAUACUAAAGAAAAACCCAAAUGCGGUGCGUGCUCUCGUGAUAGGAGCCUCAGAAACAGCACUAAUGGUGGCAUCUCCUAUUGAAGGUAACCAGGAGUUCUUGAAGAAGCUCAUAAGUCUGAUGUCCCCAGAAGAUUUGGCUAUGCAAGAUAGCUUUGGACAGACUGCUCUUACCGGAGCCAUUUUGGCGGGUGAUGUGGAGAUGAUGAAGUUAAUGGUUGAAAAGAAUCCUGAUCUUCCUMACAUUAGGGAUAUGYAUAAUMWAAUACCCCUCUUUAKUGCUCCAUACUYUUGUGACAAUGAUGMCGUGGUUCGCUACCUGUUASAUGUCACGAAUSAAAGCURUCYUCRAGACCCUCAAAYUGYUCUCCUUGUGRYUGGACUCAUAUAUGGCGGAUUUUUUGAUCUACCUGAUGAGGAGCUCAAGAACUACGGUGGAAUUGGAUUUGGUGAUGUUGAGAAUCCUAGGGAGGAAAUAGUUAAAGGUAAGAAGCACAGCUAUUAUCCUCACAAUAAAUCGGGACGUGGUGUGUUUCAUAUUGCAAUUGCAAACCGUCGGGCUAAAGUAUUCAACCUCAUAUAUCAGACCACCAACCUCCGCGGACGUGUGUUGCAAGCAUCGGAUAGCUCACAGAACACUGCUUUGCAUUUGGCUGCACAUUUGGCUGGAGAAACUGAGAAUGAAGCUGGUCUCAACCUAAGAUCAACUGGUCGUGGUCCAGCCCUUCAAAUGCAACGCGAAUUACAAUGGUUCAAGGAGGUUGAACGCCUAUCAUUCCCUCAAGAUCAAGUAAAAAGGAAUAUCAAUAACAAGACACCAGCGGUGAUAUUCAAUGAAACACAUGAACAGUUAGCAAAAGAAGGAGAACAAUGGAUGAAAGAUAGAGCCAACUCAGGGCUAAUCGUAGCAACACUCAUUGCUACAAUCGUGUUUACCUCCGCCAUCACCAUACCAGGCGGAAACAACAGCAAUACCGGGUUGCCGGUAUUUUCCCAACGCCCAGUGUUUGUUGUGUUUGCUGUUUCGGAUGCUCUUGCUCUCUUCAUGUCGGUUUCUUCCAUCUUAUUGUUCUUGGGAAUCCUGACUGCACGAUAUGCUAUCGAAGAUUUUCUCUACUCGCUACCGAAGAGAUUGAUGCUGGCCCUUAUCACGCUGUUCGUAUCGAUCAUGUGCAUGAUGAUAGCAUUUACAGCCAUUCUGUAUUUGGUAUUUGGAGAUGAAAAGAGAUGGGUUCUUGGGCUUGUGUCUUCAUUAGCUGCUAUGACCUUGCUUUUGUUUGCAUUGUUGCAGUUUAAACCUCUUUUGGACAUCAUCACAUCCACAUAUUGGCUCCAGAUCUUCAAGAAGCAGGGUGAUAAUAUUCUUUUUUAA